This is a messenger RNA of Monodelphis domestica (gray short-tailed opossum), 3483 nucleotides long. It is a transcript of the gene GPAT2, whose product is annotated as glycerol-3-phosphate acyltransferase 2, mitochondrial. Gene Ontology annotation, molecular function: glycerol-3-phosphate O-acyltransferase activity. Lineage: Eukaryota; Metazoa; Chordata; Mammalia; Didelphimorphia; Didelphidae. The record is from RefSeq and is a predicted model, not a curated record. Gene Ontology annotation, biological process: phospholipid biosynthetic process; fatty acid metabolic process; glycerol-3-phosphate metabolic process. Gene Ontology annotation, cellular component: mitochondrial membrane.
CCUCAUAUCUCCCUCCCCUUCUUCUACAACUCCUCUCCCCUCCUCUACUCCUUUUCCUUUCUUCUUUCCCCUCCCCCCUUUCUCCCCUACCUACUACUCUCCCCUAUCUUCUUUCCUCUCUCCUCUUUCUUCUCCACCAGUCCACAGGUGGGUGGGGUGGGUACUCCUCUUGAGCCCAGAGAAGGGCAGGGUGGAGUUGGAAACUCGAAUGCCCAUUGGCUGCUUCAACUGUCAGUCAGCAUGUGCCUCCCCUCCAGCCUCACUUUCAGCCUCCUUCCUGCGGGCACCGCUUUGUUCUGGGUGGGGAGGCAAGAGCUGGGGCAGGACAGACCUCUUGAGACUGGAGCUUUCCUAGGAUUUCCAACCCUUCUCCACUCCCAGGACUUUAUCAGGGAGCUCCAAGUUGGUGCCACAUGGGGAGUAAACCUCAGAGUAAUAAGGAGGCCAGCAUGUGGCCCAAAGGCUUUGGGGUGAAGCUGGAAACCAUCACCCCAUUCCUGGGGAAGUAUCGUCCUUUUGUGGGACGCUGCUGCCAGACCUGUACUCCUAAAAGCUGGGAGUCCCUUUUCCACAAAAACAUUGCUGCUUUGGGCUUUUACAAUGUGAUCCUGGUGACUGAAGAGAAUACCAGGUACCGGGGCUGGUUGGUACGAAGGCUUUGCUACUUCCUGUGUGCAAUGGACUGGAAGAUCACUCCCACCCCAGACACAGGGGAGAAGAUUUUGGGCAGCAAGUGGAUACAAGAAAUCCUCUCAGGGAGGGCCCCUGGAGGAGCAGGUGAAGGCCCCAAGCCCAGCUCUUUGAGGAGAGAUGUACAGCAUAUUUUGGGCCAGAUUCAGGCCUCAAUCUACCCCUUUAUGCUCAGGAUAUUCAGCUGGGCUCUGCUCAAGUUCUUAAAUUGCAUCUUCCUCAAUGUGCAGCUUCACCAAGGUCAGCUGGCUAUGGUCCGCCAGGCUGCACAGGUGAAGGAUACACCGCUCAUCUUUCUCUCUACCCACAAAUCAUGUUUGGAUGGGCUCCUAUUGCCUUUCCUGCUGCUCUCCCAGGGCCUGGGGGUCUUGCGAGUGGCCUGGGAACCUCAGUCUUACUCUCCAGCUCUGAGGGCUCUGCUGAGACAUCUGGGUGGCCUUUUCAUGCCCCCGGAGGCUAACUUCUUCCUGGACAACCCCAAAGGGAUACUCCCCAGGGCUGUUCUCAGUGCAGCUAUAGAACAGCUCCUGGCAAGCAAGCAGCCCCUGCUCAUCUUCUUGGAAGAUCCUCCUGGGGCUGUGGGACCCCGCCUAUCUUCCCAUGGCCAGGCCUGGCUGGGACUGGUACUGCAGGCAUUCCGAGAAGGCACCAUCCCUGAUGCAGCCUUAGUGCCUGUGGGUAUUGGCUAUGAUCUGGCCCCUGAUGUGCAGCAUGCUGGCCCAUGGGCUUCAUCUUGUCCCCUGGGACUGUGGUGGUGGGCUCUGGCUGUAUUUCGAGGCUUGAGAGGUCGUCGGGGCUGUGCUCGAAUAGACUUUGCACAGCCCUUCUCCCUGCAGGAAUACUCAGUCAACACCUGGAGUCGUGGUAGGAGCAAAGGGCAAUCUCUAGAGCAGCUCCUGUUGCAGACUGUGCUUGGACACUGGUCUGUUCUCCCUGAUUGUGAGAAGCAGCAGGAGUGGACUCCCAUGUCUGGGCCCUUCAUGGCCCUGGAAGAAGAGGAUCAGCUUCUUGUGAGCAGGCUGAGCCGCCACGUCCUGAGUGCCAGCAUUGCCUGCUCAGCCGUGAUGGCCACAGCAGUGAUGGCAGCUCUGCUCCUGCACCGGCAUCGAGAGGGAGUGUUCCUCUCCAGGCUCCUGGAAAACUUCUCGUGGCUAACAGAGGAGACUUUGCUUCGGGGUUUCGAUGUGGGUUUCUCAGGACAGCUGCAGGAUCUAGUGAUGCAUGGACUGUGCCUGCUGCACGGCAGUCUCUCCCUGUGGCUCCUGCCCCAGGGGGAUGUCCUGGUGCUGCCCAGGGCCGGCCCCACACUUGCUCAGCUGGCCUUCCACAGUGCUGCUCUGCUGCCUGUCUUCCUUUGUGAGGCUGUGGGGGCCUGUGCAGUCCGAGCCCUGCUGGCUGGUCGAGUGCCCCCAGAGGGACCCUGGGAGCUGCAGGGGGUGGAGCUGUUGAGCCAGCGGGAGCUUCAUCGCCAGACUCUGCUGCUCCUGCACCUGCUUCCCCAGGACCUCCUCCUGCUGCAGCCCUGCCAGUCAUCCUACUUUUAUUGCCAAGAGGUGCUAGAUCGACUCAUUCAGUGCGGUCUCCUUGUAGCAGAGGAGGCCCCUGGCACUCGGCUCACCUGUGAUACAGGGAAUUGGCGCUUUGGAGAGAAGAUGCUUUGGCGAUCAAUGGAAGACUUCAGUGACAGUGAUAGUGAUUAUGAGGAUGGCACUGACAGUCGCUGCUUCAAGCUCAGCCAGCAGCUGCGCUGCCCCGACUUCUUCCUCUUCCUGUGCCGGUUGCUCAGCCCCCUGCUCACAGCCUUUGCCCGAGCUGCAGCCUUCCUCCACCAGGGAAAACUGCCUGAUACAGAAGCAGGUUACACACAGCAGCUCCACCAGUUCCUGCUGAAGAAGGCCCAAGAGGAUGGUUCCUUUGAGAGUACUGACCUGAGCCAGGCUCAUAGUGCUGUGAUGACCUUCAAAGAUUUGGGAGUGCUGAAGGAACAGCCAGAUUCCACAGGCUCCACCCUGCAUUUGUCCCCGAUCUUCACUACUCAGGAAAACCAGGAAAAACUGGAGAAUUUCAUCCGUCAGUUCAUUUGUGGCUAGAAAGCCCAGAGUGAGGUGGGACUGGAAUAUCCUGUCCCAGCAAGAAGCAGUCUCCAGUCCCAGAACAAUGAACCCUGAGCUGAGGAGAGUGGCUAAGUGUUGAGAUUCAAAUUGGUUAUCCCAUAUUUAACAGAUUAUAAAAAGCCUCUUAGGUCUGAAUUUGAGGUCCCAUUGUUGUCUCUUUGUCUCCCCUCCAUGGUCCCUCUAGCCAAGCAUGCCCCAUGACCCAUGUUUAGAGAAGGUGCGCCCUCUCUCCCCAAGCCCAGCGUGUGCUCUUGAUGUUACAUAAAUUCCUUAAGCCUUUCCCUUCCUCUUCUGUCUCCUGAGGCCCAUCCCAGCAGGCCAGCUCCUGUCAGAGCCCCCAGCGGCAGCCUUCCCAGGAGGAGAUGGUCAGCCCCGGCAUUGUCCUGAAUGAAGGCCCAGCGAGAAGCCGGGAGCUGCCCUCUUUGAAGGAGUGCUGUUGAGGAGCAGGGCUGUUCCCUUCUGGUUCUGAUCAGUGCCCACAGGCAGCGCAGGGUGGGCAGAAGAUGGAUUUGGUAUCAGGAGACGGAGAUGGAAUCUUGCUUCUAGUGCUUAGGAGUUGUGUGACCAGAGGCGAGUCACUGCACCUCCAAGGCCUUUGUUGCCAUAAUCUGUAAAAUGGGAUUGAUAUUUUUGCACUCAUCUCAGAGGGCUGUUGGGAAAAAAGUGUUUUGCAAACCUU